Messenger RNA from Cinara cedri, 10058 nucleotides. Lineage: Eukaryota; Metazoa; Arthropoda; Insecta; Hemiptera; Aphididae. The record is from the annotation of a GenBank genome assembly.
UUACCUUAUUUUUAUCACACAUGUUUAUCAUAUAUAGAUUACAGACAACCUUUUCUACUUUAUUGUGCAUUUUAUAUACGUUUAUAAACUUUAGUCUUUAGUAGUUUAGUGUUCCGUUGUAAUUUAUAAUUGUAAAUUAAUAGUUAUUACUACGUUUUGUUGUUAUUUAGUGUGGAUAUUGUUCGGACGUGUUUUAUAUUAUUUAAAACUAUUCUAAUAUUAUUCAACAUUUUUUUUAUUUCCAUUAUUGUUUUCGUAGAUUGGAAUUUGUCGUUCUAUCUAUAUGUCUACACUCCUACACAAUUGACUUUUUGUCGCUCGUACCUAUUUGAUUAAUUUCAUUCAUUUAUAGUUUACCGAGAAUAUCUUCGAACGUAUUGGACAAUUUUCGUUUUCGUUAUUUUGGCUUUUGAAAACACUAGUAAGUACUUCGUUCCUAUUAAUUACAAUACUUUAUUCUUUCUACAUUAUAAUAAAAUAAACAACGCCCUAAUGCCUAUAAACCUUACGAUUUGAUAAAUUAUCCUGAUUAUUUUUGUGCUGCGUGCAACUCUGUUAUGUAGGAACUUUAUAAAUUGGUUUUUGUAUUCUAGUAUUAAGUGUCCGAGUUUUAUUUAUAAUGCGGGCACAACGCCAAUACAUAAAUUUGAUUCAAUAGAUGUGGUUUUUUUUUGCUUUCUUUUAUAGAUUUAUUAUUUUAACAUGACAUGUAAAAUUUGAAUAGAACUUAAUAGUCGCCUGUUUUCAAUAUUUGCCAACUUAGAUCCAUAGUUGGCGAAAAAUAAAAAAUAUUUCUUAUCUACAUAUCUCAUGGACUUCCCAAGUACAGUAUAGUGUGACUCAUGCUGAUUUCUGAACUGCAAAUAACCAAUUUUAAUUAAUGUGCUUGAUUAUUUUUAUUUUCAUACCUACCUAAAUAUUACUUUUAGUUGUUUUUAAAAUGAAAUAUUGUUAAAUCAAUUUUUUUUAAUAAUUACAAAGUAUUUUGGUGAAAAUAUAAAAAAAUAAAAUAUAAUAAAUAUUUUCUUAACAUUUAAUUUUAAAUAUUUUAUAUCUAACCAAAAUUAAAUAUUUAUAAAAUUGGAUUGAUUGAAACAUGAUGUGUGACUCAUUAUGUAUAUUAUGGCCUUUUAUGCAUUGAUAAAAAAAUAUAAAUUAAAGGAAUUACCAAUCUUAUUAAUAAUUGAUUUUUGUAAUUUUAACAACUACCUACUAGUUAUAAAUAAUUGUACAAGGUACGGACAUUACAAGUUUAGUUUUCUUUUAGUCAAUCAAGCUUAAGUCAUAACCAUUUAUUAUUCACCUCUAGGUAUAUACAUUUUUUUUUUUUUUAAAUUCAAUUUGUUAAAAAAUAAUAAUAAAUAAAAAAUACAUUUCAAUUGCUUGUAUUUUUAAUGAGUUGUGUCAUAAAUUUGGAUUUAAAACUCUUAUAUUCAAAAAGUUUUAUAUAUUAAUUUCAUAAUAUUUUAUACAAUACUUACUAAAAUUAAUAUAUUUUGGGUUUUAUUUUUUUCAACCAUUUAUUGUAAUUUAACAGGCUUUUAAAACUUACCAUCAUUAAGAUAUAUAUUACUUAAUGGGCAUCAUAUCUAGACAUAUAGAAUAAUUUUAAAUUCCUGUUUCUCAGCUAAUUUUUGACUUAGAAAAAUGAUUAAACCAUUCAAAUUCAUACAAAAUUAACUAUUGGUGUAAACGGGAGGUGGCCAUUCAAGAAAAACUAAAUUGCAUUGUAUAUGCUUAUAUCUAAUCAACAGUAAUAAAUUCUGAAUGCAUACAAAUGUUUAUUACUAAAUAUGACAAUUAACCAAUUAACUGAAAAAAUAAAAUUUAAGUUUUAUUCAAGAAUUCUAAGUAGUUUCAGUAAGCAUUUCCACAUUGUAUAUUAUACUACUAGAAAUUAUGGUUAUGUAUACAAGUGUGUAGUAAAUUAUAAUUUUAAAAAAUAUCUUUUAUUUUAAUUGUUCAUGAGUGGUUGCUAUAAGGGAAAUGAUUAAGAAGAUUAAAAAACAAACUUUAAUUCAUCAAUUAUUGCCUUUAAAUGCUAGCUCUCCUAGGCAAAUUUUGAACAUAGGUAUAAGCAAAAUUUUAUUGAAUUUCUUAGUUAACAAAUUUUACCAUUAGGCAAGUUACAACCAUUGACCAUUAUGUCAUGAAUUAGUAAUUAUGAGUCACAGUUUGUAUUGUGUAUUAUUACCAUGGCAAUAGUUGUUCAUAUAUUUUAAAGUCAUUAUUAUCUAUAUUACAAACAUAUAACAAUAAAGAUGGGUAUAUGAUACAACUAUAAUAUUAUAGUUUAUAAUUAAAUACAAACUAUAAUAUGUUGGUACAUCAUACUUUAACUAGCUUAACUGUAAUUUUAUUGAAAUCUAGAGUUUUGGUGCCUAUCUGUAUUAGUAACAAAACUUUUUUUUUCAGAACAAAUAAUUAUCUGUUAAUUAAUACAACAACAGAAAAUGUAUUCUAAUCCUAAUACAGCACCACCGCCAGGUAUGUUAUAUUAAUUAAUUAAACGAUCAAAACAUUUUAUAAAAGAAUUGUAUAUCAUAUUGUACUAAUAUUUUAUUUAUUUAUUACCCCAUGCGGCAGUUUGGUAAUAAACUUUAUUUUUUCAUGAUGUAAUAUGUAAAAUAUAUGCAUAUUAUUCUUUAGGUUUUUCUCCAUAUCCACCAUCUCAAAAUCAGUAUCCACCAGCUGCUAACCAAAUUCAAUAUCCACCAGCUGCUAACCAAAAUCAAUAUCCACCGGCUGCUAACCAAAAUCAAUAUCCAAUGUCAGCCGGUCAGCAAAUUCAACCCUAUCAACAUGAUCAAUAUAAUAUGUAUCAGCAUCAACAAAUGCCCAUACAACAUAAUCAAGGAUAUCCUAUUGUUCAAAAUUCAAACUAUCCACCUCCAUAUUCCCAAUCAGGUUAUGGACAGGUUAUUCAACAACAGCCUAAUACUCAUCAACCAGUUCCUCAAGCUGCAGCAGGUAGGUUUUAUUAUUUAUUUAAAAGCAGUUUUCACUGAAGAUUGUGAUUUAAUCUAUAUACCUAAAAAUAUAACACAAUAAGAAAUAAACAGAAAUAAAAUUGUAUACUCAUCAUUGCAUAUUAUAAGUAUCUACACUACAUAUUUACCUAAUGUAAUACAGAUUUACUAAUUAAUGGUAAAUAAUGCAUAUUAUAGUCAUAUUCUCUCAGAAAAAUCAAUAUAGUAAUUAGUAUUAACUUCCUUCUUCCUCUCUUUUACUAAGGACUAUACUAUCCAUACUAUUUCCAACUGAUCUCCAUCUUUGUUAUAAAAUUACACUUCAUCCUAUUUCCCACCUCGUAUACUCUGACUUGUCUUUGUAUUAUUCUCAAUUGGAUCCAAAUCCCUUUUUCUAGAUUAUUCUUCCUAGUCUAUUUUCAUUUUGAUUCUUACUACUUCAUUUCCUUAAUCCUAAUGACAUACCUAAUCUAUCUCAGUAUAUUUUUUUUUCUAAGUUACUUCUUUUGUACUAAUUUCUUAAUCUAUCUUCUAGCUACUCUAUUCAUUCACCUAAGAAUUCUCAUUCUCUGUUCUAAUUUACUGUCUAAUCAUUAGAAUUCUCUUGUCACAUAAAACACCUGACACUUCUUUUUCUCCACUUUAAACAACCACUUUUAAUCAUAUGUUUUCUAUCUCUAUUAUUACUUAUAGUAGUUAACUGUUCUCCAAACUCAAAUUCAGUUUUACAUUUACUUACACUUAGUCUUUUUUCAUCUUUCUAUUUGAAAUUGUCUCCUAUCAAAGUUGUACCAUCUGUAAACAUCAUGCACCCUGGUAGCUCCUUUAAGCAGUUGUUCCCAUGCACAUCAGGGAUGGAUAAAUCUACCAAAACCUUGUUUACAACUUCUCAUACUGUUUGCCGGAAUUUCACAUUGGCUGUCGACCUAAUGUAACCCCAUUUGUUGCCUUUUACAACAGGUAGAGGUACCGUGAGAGUAUUCUGGUCUAUUCUACUGGAGCAAUACCAUAUGCCAACUGGAAUCACCUACUUGGGCUUUUCACUUGGAGUUCAGGGCCCUGGGUUCACUAAACUCUUAUUAUAAUAUACCCCUUAAAAUCGCAUUAGUAUUAUUACUAUAUUAGAUAUAAACCAACAACAUGCAUAUAUCAUAGAAGCAAUUUUAUAUUUUCACAGACGGUUGGAUGCCAAUUCCUCAAAUUAUACCACAAAAUUGUCCAAAUGGUCUCCAGUACCUUUCAACAAUUAAUCAAUUGCUUGUUAAACAAGAAUUGGAAGUUAUAGAAGGUAAACAAGUAAAUUAAAUACUAAUAUAUUAGUUAUUUGUAAUAAUUAGAUUUUCUGUUUUUGUCUUACACACGUUCAACUUAGGAAUUUAGAUAUGUUCCAUUUCCAACAUAUCAAUUGGUCUGGUAAAGUGAUAAGAAUUCUCAAUUAACAGACCAAAUUAAUUAUUUAUCACUUAAUUUUUACUUUCAACAAAUAUAGAAGUAUCAUAUGGAAUCAAUUUAUCUUUUCAAAAUAUUUUUCUAGCGAAAAAUGUUUAAAUUCUAUAUUGACAAUUUAAAAAUAUUAUAAGUAAUCAUAAUAAAUAUGUAAAUAAUUUUUUAUAGAUAACAGCGACCUUCCCAAUGUAUGAAAUUGUGUUUUUUUUUUUUAACUUUUUCAUUUUUAUUCAGUUUAUUUGUCUAAAUGAUUCUUACAGCUUUAUUGGGUUUUGAAACGAACAACAAGUAUAAAAUUAAAAAUAGUGCUGGUCAGAAAGUAUUUUAUGCAGUGGAAGACAAUGACUGUUGUACACGGAAUUGUUGUGGUCCUAUUCGACCAUUUGAAAUGAAAAUCUUAGACAACUUUAAGAAUGAAGUAAUCCACUUAUCAAGACCUUUAGCAUGUCAAUCUUGCUUUUUUCCUUGCUGUUUACAGGUAAAACAAUUUGUUAAAUUAUCAAUCAUCAAUUUGAUGAUGGUAUUAUUAUUCAAACAUAUCGCAUUUGAAAAUUUAGUAUAUUUAUGUAUUGUGUAUUCAAAUUUUUGAUACAAUAUAUUUUUUCAUGUGUAAAGAAAAUUGUAGUAUAAAAAUGUUUUAUAUUAUAUUUGUAUUUUUAACAGAGAAUUGAAGUAUUUUCACCACCAGGUUGUUUGGUUGGAACAGUUGAACAGGAUUGGUCUAUUUUGACACCUAUGUUUACUAUUCGUAAUGGAGCUAAUGAAGAAGUGUUAAAAAUUGAAGGACCAAUUUGUCGUUUCGGCAUGUGUGGUGCUGAUGUUGAAUUCAAAGUAAUAUUUUCAAUAGUUGUAAUUAGCGAGCUUAAAAUAAGAGAGUGAUUACCGGUGCCAUAAUUUCUGAUUGGUUCUCUUUAUCAAUGAUAAAAUUUCAUUCAUACAAUAUUAUUGAUUAAUAUUUAAAUGUUAUUUUAAAAGUUUUCAAAUAGGUACAAUGUAUAAUACAAAAUUUAAAUUAGGUGCAAGUUUAAUUACCUACCUAUUUAUGUAUUUAUUAGUUUAGAGAAUGUGAUCCCAAUCCUCCUUUACAGUCAAACCAACAAGUAAUAUUUGAAAAUUACAUUUAUGCAGGCUGAGUAAAAAUUGCUUAAUUUUAGUUUUUUGGUACCACAUCUUUGUGUAAUAUUUUAUAAUAUAUGCUAUAAAGCAUCUAAAAAUGAAUUAUUUUCAUCAAAUUAUUUCAAUAUCAGAUGCCAGAAUGCACAGCUUUAUGUUGUGAGAACCCAAGAGAUUUUUAAUAUUAACAAAUUGAAGAUAAUAAAUUUAAUAGAUUUUCACAUUUUUCCUAUUUAUUAAGAAAACCUCUGGAAAAAUCAAAAUGACCUCUCUAAAGUAUCAUCCAGAUAAAAUUUACUUUCAAAUAAAUAAUAGGGUGGCUAGGAAGACAAUUGCUAAGGAAGGAUUUAUUUUAAACUCAACUCCUAAAGGUUGAAAAGAAAAUAUAUGUUAUGUUACAUUUAUAGGACAACAGCGGUUUUAACUUCAAUGAUAGGGAUAGGGAUGGAAAUAGAAAGCCACAGAGCAAGAAAUUUUUCUUUUUUUUCCUUAAAUACAGUUAUGUGUAAAGCCGGGUGAGAUAAAUAAUAACAAUACAGCAUAUAAUAAACGGAAAAUAAUGACUGUAGAUAAUCAUAAAAUCAACAUAUAAACAGUAAAAUGUAUAAAAAAUAGUAAUCGCAUGGGUUAUUUCGGUUGUUGUUUUUUUAAGGUACAAUACUAUAUGUAUAAGUAUUAAUAAUUCCAUUAUAUAUAUAUAUAUAUAUAUUAAUUAUUUACAUAUAUAUUUCAUUACAAAAUGAACACUCCUUAAUGGACUAAAUAAAUAUCCUUUCCAACAACAAGGUACUCUUUCUUGCUCACUCAAAUAUAGGCUUGCUUGUGGAUCACUACAUAUUAUAUAUUUUUCCGAGUUUGUUUGAAGUUACAAUCUGUCCCUGUUACUGAUACUUAGAAUUUAGUCUAUGUGAUAAUAAUGUUUGAAUGAAUAAUUACAAUAUGGCACUAUCCAUAUCUAUUAAUAAAAAAAUGCUCUCUAGUUGUAAUCAUGUUUGAUAAAGAAACCGAUUAAAAAAAUAACUUUUGCCAUAGAUAUUAUCUAAAGAUCAAUCGACUGUAGUCGGGCGUAUAUCAAAACAAUGGUCAGGACUAUUAAGAGAAGUAUUCACUGAUUCUGAUUAUUUUGGUAUAACUUUUCCUAUGGAUCUUGAUGUUCGUAUGAAAGCAGUUAUGAUGGGCGCUUGCUUUUUAAUUGUAAGCUAAAUACAUUUAAUAGUUAUAUAUUUCUUUUCUUUACUUAAUUAAAUACAAUUAUAAUCAUUGCAUUCUUUAACUAUUAAUUACGUUUUGCAGGAUGUCAUGUUUUAUGAAAAGCGAGGUAAUCGAGAAUCUGAUGGAAUUGGUCUUUGUUAAUUUACUUAUUGACGUGGUUGUAUAGCUAACUGUACUGCUUAUGAUUGUGAUUUCAAUAUGUAUAAUCAAAUGUAAUAUGUUACAAUAUUUAACAUUCAAAAUUCACACAAAAGGCUACAUAAUAAUUAAUAAGAAUAUCACAAAAGAAUUUAUUGUUAAAAAAAGUUACUACUUAAUAUAUACUAUACACUAUUCACUACUGUUCUUAUCAUUACAUUAUUUCUAUCCAUUUAAAAAGUAUACUAUUUUUAUAAUAUAUUAUUUAUUACUUGAUAUCUUGGAAUUAAAUUUGCAUUAUGUAUUCAAUUAGAUAUGUUUGAUAAUUUAAUUUGUAAACCACAACAUUUGAUAUAUUUUUUUAUUAUGUUCAUGUAAGUUAUUGUAAUUUGUUUUAUCUGAACAAUAGUUUCUAAUACUUAAAUUUUUUCAAAAAUUAUAAUGCAAAUUGUGAAUUAGAUUAUUUUUUUAUUUUAAAUGUCAUAUUGUAACCAAAAUUUGAACAAAAAGUUCAUUCUGCUUUAAAUAUUAGGAUAAAAGUCUAUUAAAUUUAUUGUAAAUGGGUUUGAUAAUAUUAAACCAAAAGCAUUUUGUAAUAUUACACAUUUUUAAAGUAUAUUUGACUAAUAGUCUGAGUAGUCACUUUUAACAAAUAGUUUAUAUUGUAUACCUAAUUAUAAUUACCAAUCGUUUGUUGUUCAAACUUUGAUUAUGAUAUGUCAAUAUUUUCAGAAAAACCAUUCGAUUCACAAUUCACAUUAAAAUAUGUAGGUUGAAAAACUAAAGUUUGUGCUGACUCAAAAUACUUCUAAAUUUGAUAAAUCUAAAUACAGUGAAAACUAUAUAACAUAACUAGUUCAUCAUAAUGGUUUGUUUGAUAUACAAUCUAUUAAUAAACUUAUUCUUUAAAGCGUAAUGGUCACUCCCAAUAACAAAACAAUAUUUUAUGUUUCAUAAUACAAUUUUCGUGUUAUCAUAUUAUAAAUUAUAAAAGAUAAAUAUUUUACAGAUUAUAUUCUUUUAUCUACUUUUAUCAUCGUAAUAAUUAGAUAUUAAUCGAUUAAUAUGUAUGAUAAUUAAUAAUACAUUCAUAUUUAAUAAUUUUGUUUUUACAUUAUUAUUUUAUUACAUAUAUAGGUAUUUUCAUACAUAAAUACUUUAAAUUUUGUGUUUUUUUUAAACCCUCUUUUUUUAUUACGAAAACUAUAAAAGAAAUUUAUUGGUCCCUUCAAAUUCGUUAUAGUUUUCACUGUAUUCUCAAAUUUUGUCUCUACUUACAAAUUACAAAAAUCAAAAUUUAAAUGUAUGAAUAACUUAACCAUCUGUUUAGUUUGAUCAGUUUUAUAGAAUCGUCCUGUUACUAAGUGUUAUAUAUAAGUGUUAAGUAUAUAAUAUACUGAGUUGUUAAAUAAUGUUAGUAGAAGCUUUAAUAAUUAACAAUUUUUAACAAAUAUUUACCAAAAUUAUUAAUUAAUAAAAAUAAUAAUAUUUAUAAAAUAUUAAUUAUUUUUAUAUGCUUAUUAUACGAUUUUUAUAUUCUAAUUUUGAUAAAUUUAAAAUUUAUAUUAAUAUAAGAAUCCUUGAACAAAGAUUCACAUUUCUCAGGGUUAUUAUUUGUCUUUAUUUAUCAUCAAUUAUUUUUCUUAUAAUUUUAUAACUAAAACCAUUAAAAUAUUUUAUUUUAUUUGUAUACUAAUAUUUAUUUGUCAUUAUUUUCCUAACAUUUUAAUGUUUUUAAGUUGAAAUAUUUGUUUUUACAAAUAAUUUAUACAACUUAACUAUAGUUCAUUUAAAAAUUUUGAAAUGUUUGUAUGUCUUGUGAAUUCUUAGUAUUUAAAUUGUAAUAACCAUUAAAAUUAAAUUAUAUAAAAUAUUUUUAAAAUCAAAUUAUAUUUAUUGAUAUAUUUCUUCACUAUUUUUUUUUUUUUUAUAAUUUUUUUUUUAACUACUUAAGUAAACUAUUUAUCUGUAAUUCAAAAAAUUAACAUAUUUAUAUCCAACACAAAUAAUUUUAACUGCACUUUUUUUAGUUUUUUUUUAUUAUUUUACUCCACUAGAAUUGUCAAUGCAUUUGAAAAUAAUAAAUAAUGUACCCUAUUCAUUAUCUAUUUUAUUUGUAUACAAGUUUAAAUAUAUUUUUAAAAUAAAAUAAUGAUGUAACAAUAUUUAAAAGAUAAAAUAAUAACUUUAAUGAUCACACAUUUAUAACACUUGCCAAUGUUUUUUUUUUCCAAAAUAUCUCGGAAAUCAAUAUGGUUUAGACCGGGUUUAGGUGUGGAGAAUACAUUAUAUGAGGUAACACAAUUUAUAUAUAAAGAAUUGGUACAAUGAUAAUAAAAUUUUAACUGUCUUCUUGGAUCUAGCAAAGGCUUUUGACUUCAUACAUCAUGAUAUUCUUUUUAAAAUUCUACCUACUUUCGGAAUAAAUAAUCACAGUAUAUUUUAUUUUGAUUUAAGAGCUAUCUUGUAGAAAACAAAUAGUAAAAUUAAAUAUUACAAGUAAUUAAAACUUUAUAACAUAUGGUGUCCCUUAGGGUAGCGUGCUAGGGCCAUUUCUAUUUAUAUUAUACAUAAAUGCGGCUUGUAAAUUAAAAACCGAUGGCAAAAUAGUAACGUAUAUUUAUGAUAUUUGCCUAUUAUUCACAGACAAUUGUUGGGAUAACGUACAUCUUAAAGCUACGGAAGGUUUAAACCUAACGUAUAAAUAUUUAAAUAAAAUACGCUUGACUAUAAAUUAUGAUAAAACUAUGUAUAUGAAUUUUUCAAUAAAUAAAUGUAAUACUUACGGAUCUCCAUUAAUAAUCCAUGAUUGUAACACCUCUACAAAAUUUUAUCCUUGUAUAAACUUAUACAAACUUGUAUACAAAUAAAAAAUAUACACAAAAUCUGUUAUCUAAGUAUAAUUUCAGAUAAUAACUUAAGAUGGGACCUACAUAUCAAUAAUUUAGUUUGUAAGCUACGUACAAUAUUAUAUAAAUUCAUUAAACUUAGAGAUUUGUUAUCAGUACAAUUUUUAUGUAAUACUUAUUUUGUUUUUUAUCAAAAUGGUCUUCUAGUUUGGGGAGGUGCUAAAGACAAAAAUAUAAACAUUCUACAACAAAAUCAAAAUAACACACUAAGAAUAAUUAUGUAAUCUAUUUAAUUAUUGCUUCAUAUAAAAUCAAGUUCAUCAUUAUGUCU